Messenger RNA from Nicotiana tabacum (common tobacco), 2224 nucleotides. RefSeq names its product butanoate--CoA ligase AAE1-like. The record is from RefSeq and is a predicted model, not a curated record. NCBI's taxonomy places the organism in Eukaryota, Viridiplantae, Streptophyta, Magnoliopsida, Solanales, Solanaceae.
UUCUUACAAAAACCAUCAUAUCCGCACCGGCACAUAUUUGAGCUCUAAUCCUUCAAAUAAUACUAAUAUUUCCAUUCUAUUGACGCUAAAGAAUUAUAUUAAUGCACUAAUCAACUCAGGGCUAGAAGACCAAUAUUGCAAGUUUGCAGCUCUUCCGAUAUACUUCCAAUGAGUCUCUCUUCCACCAUCAACAUGAGUCACUUUUUCAAGGACUCAAGAUUGGGUGGAUGGUUCUUUAAUGGUUCUAAUCAAGCUCACUUUUCAUGCACUACGACCAGUGGCGUAGCCAAAAUUUUUCCUAAGACAUUGAAGAUGUCUAAGAGGUUGUGCCAGCUUUCUGGGGAUCAUGAUCGUCAAGUUUCUGAGCCAUGGGCAUCCGUGGAGGGUAUGAUCAAAUGUGAUGCAAAUUAUGUUCCAUUGACACCCAUUAGUUUCUUGGAGAGAGCAGCUAAUGUUUUUAGUGAUAGAACUUCAGUUAUCUAUGGUUCCUCUGUGACGUACACUUGGGAAGAGACCUAUGCUAGGUGUAUAAAGCUUGCUUCUGCUUUGGUUCAGUUGGGGAUUUCUCGUGGUGAUGUGGUUGCAACACUAGCCCCUAAUGUUCCAGCAAUGCAAGAGCUGCAUUUUGCAGUACCAAUGGCUGGAGCAAUUCUUUGUACAUUAAACACACGACUUGAUUCAGCUAUGAUAUCAACACUGCUAAUUCAUUCAGAAGCAAAAGUCAUAUUUGUGGAUCAACAGUUGCUCCAACUUGCUCAAGGAGCAAUAUCUCUUCUUGCUAUCAAGAAAACACAACCACCUCUUCUUGUUGUAAUCUCUGAAAAAUCUAAGAAUAUUGACAACUCUAACACUUAUGAAUAUGAAAGUCUCCUCAAAAGUGGCCAUAGUGAUUUUUCUAUAAGGUGGCCAAUAAGUGAAUUUGACCCUAUUAGCAUUAACUAUACUUCUGGAACAACAUCAGGUCCUAAAGGAGUUGUUUACAGUCAUAGAGGUGCAUAUCUCAAUUCUAUUGCCACAUUUUUGCUUCAUGAGAUGAGUUCAUUACCUAUUUAUCUUUGGACUGUUCCAACAUUUCACUGCAACGGAUGGUGCCUCAUUUGGGGUCUAGCAGCAUUUGGUGGCACUAAUGUUUGUCUAAGACAUGUAUCUGCAAAAGAAAUAUUUGAAAGUAUUUCAUUGUACAAUGUGACAUAUAUGGGAGGGGCACCUACUGUCUUGAACAUGAUAGUGAAUUCGUCGCCGCGUGACCGGAAGCCACUUCCACACAAGGUUAAGAUUAUGACAGGGGGUUCACCACCACCUCCACAAAUCCUUUCCAGAAUGGAGGAGUUGGGAUUUGGAGUAAAUCACUUAUAUGGACUAACAGAGACAUAUGGUCCAGGUAUAUAUUGCUUGUGGAAGCCUGAGUGGGAUUCUUUGCCUCCAGAUGAAAGAUUUACGCUGAAAGCAAGACAAGGAGUGCAACAUCUUUGUUUAGAGGAAGUUGAUGUAAGAGAUUCUGCCACCAUGGAGAAGGUGCCCGCGGAUGGUGUAACAAUGGGAGAAGUUAUGUUUAGAGCAAAUACAGUAAUGAGUGGUUAUUGGAAAGAUGUCAAAGCAACAGAAGAAGCUUUUAGAGGUGGACGGUUUCAUAGUGGUGAUCUUGCUGUUAAACAUCCUGAUGGUUAUAUAGACAUUAAGGAUCGGUUAAAAGACAUCAUAAUCUCUGGUGGAGAAAAUAUAAGCACAGUUGAGGUGGAAAGAGCUCUGUAUAGACAUCCAGCAGUGUUUGAAGCAGCAGUAGUCGCACGACCAGAUAACCACUGGGGACAGACACCUUGUGCAUUUGUGAAGUUGAAGGAGGGAUUUGAUGUUAGUGAUAAAGAAAUUAUCAACUUCUGCAGGGAUAAUUUGCCUCAUUACAUGGCACCCCGGACAGUAAUAUUUCAAGAUCUCCCCAAAACAACAACUGGAAAGAUACAGAAAUUUAUCCUAAAGGAGAAAGCAAAAGCCUUGGGCAGUCUUUUCUGAACGAAAUGAAGUGGCAGGACAGGAUUGACUUUAUGAAGUCAUCUGUGUGGAUCAUUCUUUCAUGCCAAUCAGUUCAAUAUUGGACAUUGCUGGUAAUAACACACAUUUGCACUUUAAGUUAUGUUCCAUCAAGAGAAAUGAUCUGUACCGUAAAUUGGGAUACACUGUAAUAAGACAGGUUAACUAUACUAAUAGUGAAAACGUAAUUAGACUA